Molecule: messenger RNA, 4741 nt
Organism: Misgurnus anguillicaudatus (oriental weatherfish)
Lineage: Eukaryota; Metazoa; Chordata; Actinopteri; Cypriniformes; Cobitidae
Source: RefSeq, a predicted model, not a curated record
AUCAGAACUGGAGCUGCACCUUCACGGAUCCAGAGGCCACAAUCCUUUACGAUAAACAUGUUCAGUGCAGCCGAGAUGGUCGACAAACAAAUAGCUUGAUUUCUGCGCACGACGCCAACAAGACCGUCCUGUCCGAGCUUAUGUGGCGUUCAUGGUCGGAUCGCGUUCGUCAUGUUGCAUAAUAGCGUAGUUGUGAGCUAGCUGAUCUUGUGUUUUGUUUCGCUGUGUGUGUGUGUUAUGUAUCGGCUGUAAAGAGGACAGUGCGUCACCAUACAAGAUGGACACUGCCGAAGAAGCUGAUAUAUGUAGGGUGUGUCGUUCAGAGGGAACUCAAGACAAACCGCUCUACCAUCCAUGUGUCUGUACUGGAAGUAUUAAGUUCAUCCACCAAGAAUGCUUGGUGCAGUGGCUUAAACACAGCAGAAAAGAGUACUGCGAAUUAUGCAAGCACAGAUUUGCUUUCACGCCAAUUUACUCUCCAGACAUGCCUUCACGGCUCCCAGUACAGGACAUUUUCGCUGGGUUGGUCACCAGUAUAGGCACGGCCAUCCGAUACUGGUUUCAUUACACGCUUGUUGCCUUUGCGUGGCUGGGAGUUGUACCUUUAACAGCAUGUCGCAUCUAUAAGUGUCUGUUCACCGGUUCAGUGAGUUCCCUCCUGACCCUGCCAUUAGAUAUGCUCUCCACGUACGUACCAGACAGGAAAGCGCUCAGAGAGAACCUGCUGGCUGACUGUCUUCAGGGAUGCUUUGUGGUGACCUGCACCCUCUGCGCCUUCAUCAGUCUGGUGUGGCUGCGGGAGCAGAUUGUUCAUGGUGGAGCUCCUUUAUGGCUGGACCAGAACCAACAGCAGCCUGCCAAUGCAGCAGGACCGCCCAACGAGGCACCUGGCCCAGGUAAUGGAGGUGCUGAAAACCAGCCAAUGGCCGCACAGGCCGAACCUCCCGUGCAGAACGCUGCAGCGGCUGAGGUUCCUGACGUUCCCCCUGAUCCUGCUGAAGAGAUGGAGCUGGACAACGAGGAUGAGGAGGACGGAGGAGCUGAAGAUGCGGCAGAUGCCAACAAUGGCGCGCAGGAUGAUAUGAACUGGAACGCCCUGGAGUGGGAUCGUGCGGCUGAAGAGCUCACGUGGGAACGGAUGCUCGGGCUUGACGGGUCCCUGGUGUUUCUGGAACAUGUUUUCUGGGUGGUCUCACUCAACACACUCUUCAUCCUGGUGUUUGCUUUCUGUCCCUACCACAUUGGCCACUUCUCAGUGGUUGGUCUUGGUUUUGAAGACUACGUUCGUGCCUCACACUUUGAGGGUCUCAUCACCACUAUAGUUGGUUACGUCCUUUUGGCCAUCACUCUCAUUGUGUGCCACGGAUUAGCAGCACUGGUGAGAUUUCAAAGAUCACGGCGUUUAUUAGGAGUCUGCUACAUUGUGGUGAAGGUGUCCCUUCUCGUGGUUGUGGAGAUUGGGGUGUUCCCCCUUAUCUGUGGCUGGUGGCUUGAUAUCUGCUCUCUGGAGAUGUUUGAUGCCUCAUUAAAAGACCGAGAGCUGAGUUUUGAAUCGGCCCCGGGGACCACCAUGUUUCUUCACUGGCUGGUGGGCAUGGUCUACGUCUUCUACUUUGCUUCAUUUAUUCUUCUUCUCAGAGAGGUUCUCAGGCCCGGAGUCCUGUGGUUUCUCAGAAACCUGAACGAUCCGGAUUUCAACCCGGUGCAGGAAAUGAUUCACCUCCCCAUAUACAGACACCUGAGACGAUUCAUACUGUCGGUGGUUGUGUUUGGCUCAAUCGUUCUUCUCAUGUUAUGGCUUCCCAUUCGGAUAAUCAAACAAGUUUUUUCAUCAUUUCUUCCCUACAAUGUGAUGCUUUAUAGUGAUGCUCCAGUGAGUGAGUUAUCUCUUGAGCUACUCUUGCUGCAAGUUGUUCUUCCUGCAUUGUUGGAGCAGGGUCACACGCGGCAGUGGCUCAAAGGUCUGGUGCGAGCCUGGACAGUAACUGCUGGCUAUCUGCUAGAUUUACAUUCAUAUUUGCUGGGAGACCAGGAGGAAAAUGAUAACAAUGCCAACCAGCAGGCCAACAACAACCAGCAGGCUCGUAACAAUGCUAUCCCUGUAGUGGGAGAGGGGCUGCAUGCUGCCCACCAGGCCAUACUGCAGCAGGGUGGCCCUGUGGGCUUUCAGCCCUAUCACCGUCCCAUGAAAUUUCCUCUGAGGAUCGUGUUGUUGAUAUUGUUCAUGUGCGUGACGUUGCUUGUGGCAAGCUUGGUGUGUCUCACUUUACCAGUGUUUACGGGCCGUUGGCUGAUGUCGUUCUGGACGGGCAGUGCUAAGAUCCAUGAGCUGUACACUGCCGCUUGUGGACUGUAUGUAUGCUGGCUGUCCAUCAGAGCCAUCACAGUGUUACUGGCCUGGAUGCCUCAGGGUCGUAGGGUCAUCCUACUCAAGGUUCAAGAGUGGACCCUCAUGAUUCUUGGCUGGAAGAUCAUGAAGACACUGAUCGUGGCAGUGCUUUUGGCUGGAGUCAUCCCUCUUCUCUUGGGAUUGCUGUUUGAGCUGGUGAUUGUAGCUCCUCUUAGAGUUCCUCUCGAUCAGACGCCUCUUUUCUACCCCUGGCAGGACUGGGCCUUAGGAGUGCUGCAUGCCAAAAUCAUUGCUGCCAUCACCCUCAUGGGUCCCCAGUGGUGGCUGAAGACCGUUAUCGAGCAGGUUUAUGCCAAUGGGAUCAGGAACAUCGACCUUCACUUCAUCAUCAGGAAGCUGGCUGCACCAGUCAUCGCCGUACUGCUGCUUUCUCUCUGCGUCCCCUAUGUGAUCGCUGUAGGCAUCGUCCCCCUUCUUGGGGUCACCAUGGAGAUGCAGAAUCUGGUGCAGAGGAGAAUCUAUCCUUUCCUUCUGAUGGUGGUGGUGCUGAUGGGAAUCCUCUCUUUUCAAAUUCGACAAUUCAAGCGCCUUUAUGAGCACAUCAAAAACGACAAGUACCUUGUUGGACAGAGACUUGUAAAUUAUGAACGCAAAGCUGGCAAGGCCAGCACCACCACACAAAGCAGUUCAAUGCAGGAGUAAAGAGCUUGAGAAAAAAAUGGGAAUUGCUGUUUUUGUGAGAAUGAUCAAGCAUGUGUUGCGUGAAUGACUGAACGGGCCUUCCUUUCCCGCUCUCCCUGCUUUCCUGUGACGUGUGCGUCCGUACGCGUCACCUCUACUAGGACUCUAAAAACUGACCUUUGGCCUCUCUCUCAUCCUGCCAGCAAAAAGGGGCAACAAAGCCAUGUAUAUAAAUGAGGGGAAAGCGUGAAACCCUAAAGGCAGGCAACCGUGGAUUUAAUAAGAAAGUCUCGCUCUUUAAAAAAAGACUAAAUGUGUAUUAAUUUAUUAAAUCUAGUUGUUACCUUAUUUGUGGAGUUUUGUUUGUGGUAAGACUCUUUUUUUCACACCCUUGCAGAGAGGCCAGUCAGACCCCAGAGCCGAAAUGUCUCUCAGACCUUUUAUUUAUUAGAUUUGAUUUAUUUCAAUGGAAUAUAAUCUUGAAGAUUUUUGAAUGAGAGAGUCUCGCUUGAUAAAAACGCUUUGAGUAGUGUGUCUUAUCUUUUUUUUCCAUAAUUUAACGCACAUGGAGUGGAAGUGGCUCAUACUUGUAAGGUUAUACUUGUAAGAAAAUGCCCAUCCACUUUCUCACACGCAAAAAAAAGAGGGAACUUCGUUUCACUAACAGUGAACGUACAAGCACAGAGUCAGUAGCUAGCAAUCGAAGUUUUGUUUAAAGGUAGUUUUUAUGGCUCACAAUGAGCUUCAAAGCCUACCUCUGCCUGCUAGUACUUUUUUUCAACUCUGAAUAUACAAAAUCCCUUCGGGUAGUUUAGGAAAUCAUUUCGAGUGCUUAUUGCACCAGUUGUUGAGCUAGCAUAUUUGUUUGCCGUUUAGGUUGUAAGAUAUCGACUGUUUAUGUCCGUCUCGUGCUCAGCAUGGCUAGGAACACUUUCUCAUAGAUGUAACUCCGGCACGUACACAGGUUAUCUAUCGCACUUUUAAAAAUUAAACGUCUUUUAAGAGCAGCAAUCGUUUGGAAAGUCUCGACCAAAAUUUUAAAAUCUUAAUCACAUGUAAUUGCACCGUAAUUUAUCUGAUCAGAACUAAAAGGUGAUUUAAAACUGGCUGCCGUUUGAUCUGUUUUGUGUUUUUGGGUAAGGAGAUGUUCAAUGUUCUUGUAAAUAAUGUAACUUUACAAUUAUUCUGCGUCAUGUUUCCUAGCAGAGUAUGUUUUUCCCCAUUUCAUCUGUGACGAGUUCACGAUAUCCGAAGUGAUCCGCUGAAUUUGUCUCGGACAGCUUUAGAUAGAUGGUGUUAAUCAGCGCUGAGAUUCUAUAAGUGACCUUAUAGUUUCUUAUAACACUGAAAACUGGAUACUGUUUGCUUCUUGAUAGUUUAAGGCAAAGUCUUCAGAAAGGCAAAUGUUCUAUUUUUGUAUGUGCAAAUAUUGACACCGUUUUCAUCAUUGCCAUUAGUUUGAUUUUCCUCUGAAGUUUAAGUUCGGCUAGAGUCUGGGUAAAGAUAGUAGCCCGGCACUAAAUAUGGCUGUAUCUGGUUUACUAAGCCUUUCCUUUUUUUAUAGCAUGUUUGUGUGAGAAGUAUUCAGUAUUCUGAAUGUUUAAAACCUCCUGCUUGGGAGGCUCUGGCUGUAACAAUUACAUCCUCAUACUGGCAAACAAUUUUUUGUUGAAGACUUUUAUUACAGAUAUUAAAUCACAAAGUGUGGUA